CGAGAGAGAGCAAGUGUAAAAAUGGCGGACACCGGAGAAAAACUGAGCAAAAAAUCAUGAGAGGGUACACAACAAGCUGAUUUUGCCUUUCUUCUAGAUCUCCACCAAUCAUUCUAAAUGUUUCAGAGGGCCGUCCAAGUUGGAAGGGUGGGAUGUAGGCUCUUAAGGGGACCCCACUCCACACAACUCUUUCCUAAAUGUAUGAAUGCAAGCCUCACCAGGACAGUAUCGUCUCAAACUGAUAAUCCGAGCGAGCUGAAGAGGAGGGAGAAAGCUGUCAAGAAGGCCAAAGAGAAGGAGGAGAAGGCGCAGGCUCUAGCUGAAAAGCAAGCUCCAGCUGGGCAGACCUCUAAGAAGAAGGCAGAAGAUGAGGAAACCCUUGACCCAAGAGAGUACUUCAAGAUCCGUUCCCAGGCUGUGGAAGCUCUGAAGGCAGCAGGGGAUCACCCGUACCCUCACAAGUACCAUGUCACCAUCUCCCUCACUGACUUCUUAGAGAAAUAUGACUACCUUAAAGCAGAGGAUAUUGCAGAGGAAGUUCUCUCUCUCUCGGGGCGUGUCCAUGCCAAGAGGGCGUCGGGAGCCAAGCUCAUCUUCUACGACCUCAGAGGGGAAGGGGUCAAACUGCAGGUCAUGUCAAAUGCAAGGUACUUUGCCUCAGAGGACGAGUUUACCAGAUUAAAUGAGAAGAUUAGGAGAGGUGAUAUCAUCGGUGUGAAAGGGAGACCAGGGAGGACAAAGAAGGGAGAGUUGAGUAUACUUCCAUCAGAGAUCACUCUGCUCUCACCGUGCCUUCAUAUGCUUCCUCAUUUGCAUUAUGGCGUCACCAACAAGGAAACUCGCUUCAGACAGAGAUAUCUGGACCUGAUCAUGAAUGACUAUGUCAGAGACAAGUUCAUAACCCGCUCAAAGAUUGUUUCCUACCUCCGUCGAUUCUUUGAUGAACUUGGUUUCCUAGAGGUGGAGACACCGAUGAUGAACAUGAUAGCUGGUGGAGCUACAGCCAAGCCCUUCAUAACCCAUCACAAUGAUCUCAACAUGGAUCUCUUUAUGAGAGUUGCACCAGAACUAUACCUCAAGAUGCUUGUAGUGGGUGGUCUGCAGAGAGUGUAUGAGAUUGGAAGGCAGUUCCGUAACGAGGGCAUCGACCUUACCCAUAAUCCCGAGUUCACAACACUGGAGUUUUACAUGGCCUAUGCAGACUACAAUGACCUCAUGGAUAUUGCAGAAAGAUUACUGUCAGGUAUGGUCAAGUUUGUGACUGGGUCUACCAAGGUGACCUAUCACCCCGAUGGCCCAGAGGGAGAACCCAUGGAGAUUGACUUCACCCCUCCCUUCAGAAGAAUAUCAAUGAUAAAUGAGCUUCAGAAAGUACUGAAAGUGCAGUUCCCCCCUCUGGAAAACUUUGGCAGUGAUGAGACCAACAAGUUCCUAGAUGACCUAUGUCGCAAGCAUGAGGUUGAAUGCACGUCUCCAAGGACUACAGCCAGGCUGCUGGAUAAGCUGGUUGGAGAGUAUAUAGAAACCCAGUGCAUCAGUCCAACCUUCAUCAUGGAUCACCCUGAAAUCAUGAGCCCUCUAUCCAAAUGGCAUAGAUCCAUCCCUGGACUCACUGAACGCUUUGAGCUAUUUGUUGCCCGUAAAGAGAUCUGCAACGCCUACACAGAGUUGAAUGAUCCCAUGGUCCAGAGGGAAAGAUUCGCCACCCAAGCCAAGGACCAUGCAGCAGGAGACGAUGAGGCCCAGCUGAUUGAUGAAAACUUCUGUACAGCUCUGGAGUAUGGCUUGCCUCCUACUGGUGGGUUCGGUCUAGGUAUCGACCGUCUUGCCAUGUUCCUUACCGACUCAAACAACAUCAAGGAAGUUUUGUUUUUCCCUGCAAUGAAGCCAGACGAUGGCAGAGCUGUCGAUGGGCAACCUGAAGAGGGCGCUACAGAAACUCUGAUCAAGUCAAGUUAAAGACUGACAAACCCAGUCUAGACUUUAUACCCUAGAUUUGACUAUUCCUGUUUUUCACCUAAAAUGAUAAAAGCUUAAAUGUCUUCUGUAUUUAAGAUUGGUAAUAGAUAUAAUGCAUUUACUUUUAGAAUAGGGGUACUGUAUGUCAUAAUAAUGCUUAUACUUUAUUAUUUGUGUAAAACCUAGUUGUAACCCAAAACUUCACAAAUAAAUAUAAAUAGUAAAUGACAGCAAUCAUUAUGCCAAGAAACUUUUGUGAAUCACAAAAUCACAGAAGAAUGUCAGUUGCGAUAUGAGUUAUUCUGUAGCGUGAUGCUGAAGCAUAUUUUACCCUUUGGCAAAAUUUGAGAAAACCUUUCUUCAUUCCUUUCUUUACUUUGUGUGUAGGGUAUGUAUUUCAUCACAACAAAGACUAAAUGAUGAAAUUAAUCCCCUGUUUCAAGGUAGAAUGAGAGAAAUAUGCUGAUAUUCAAAAUGCCAAUCAAACAUCAGGGCCUUCAGAUUUUUAUUAUGGAAUAUGAAGAUAUAUCACUUAUGCUUUCCUUUAUACAGACCUAGUACAACCGUUUGGAAGAUUUUAGGAAGAUGAAAACAGUUUAAGAGAGAAAAAGACGAGCUUAAAAUGCAAAAUACCAACAUGGCAUACAAAAAGGAUACUGAAUAUCAAAUUUGAAUUUUCUCAAUGUGUUCUGAAAAGAAACCACUUUUGUUUAUAUUCCAUGAAAUUAUGUUUAAAUCAAACCUUAAAUUAUGUUUUCAUCUUCUGAUAGAGUGACCGUCGGUUUAUAAUGAAGUACAUGUAACUUGUAUUCUGUAAUGUUAAAAAUAGAAUGGUUUAUUCAUACAUGUUGUAAAACUGAAUCAUUUUGCCUUUUGCUAAAAUACUGGGUAUUCAAGAACUUUUGUUCAAUCUUGUGGUAGACAUGAUUAAAGAUGAAUAAUAUUGAAUAUCUUUUUGUCUUGAAGGCAUUUUAAAAACAAUCAUGUGGGCUUGUAAAAAUGCUUUGGAUAACUUUGAGUCAUUUUAAUAAUUAUGUCAACAUACUUUUUAUAGCCUUGGAAAGGUAUCCUCCUAUAUGUAUAACAUUCUGGUCAAUGUAAUUGUAUCACCAGACACUA
This is a messenger RNA of Strongylocentrotus purpuratus (purple sea urchin), 3078 nucleotides long. RefSeq names its product lysine--tRNA ligase (gene kars1). Gene Ontology annotation, molecular function: ATP binding; lysine-tRNA ligase activity; tRNA binding. The record is from RefSeq and is a predicted model, not a curated record. Lineage: Eukaryota; Metazoa; Echinodermata; Echinoidea; Camarodonta; Strongylocentrotidae. The coding region runs from base 118 to 1959 and encodes 613 amino acids. Gene Ontology annotation, cellular component: aminoacyl-tRNA synthetase multienzyme complex; cytoplasm; mitochondrion. The transcript is spliced from 16 exons. Gene Ontology annotation, biological process: lysyl-tRNA aminoacylation.